Cariama cristata (Red-legged seriema) is the source of this 365-nucleotide messenger RNA. RefSeq names its product NDUFA4, mitochondrial complex associated (gene COXFA4). The annotation marks the transcript as partial. Lineage: Eukaryota; Metazoa; Chordata; Aves; Cariamiformes; Cariamidae. The record is from RefSeq and is a predicted model, not a curated record. The transcript has 3 exons.
UUGAUCCCUCUGUUUUUCAUCAUUGGAUCUGGAGGCGUUGGUGCAGCCCUGUAUCUCAUGCGUUUGGCAGUGUUCAACCCUGAUGUCUGCUGGGACAAGAAAAAUAAUCCAGAACCUUGGAACAAACUAUCUCCCAGUGACCAGUACAAGUUCUACUCGGUUAAUGUAGACUACAGUAGGCUGAAAAAGGACCGUCCUGACUUCUGAAGAACACACUCAUCUCUGUAAGCUGCACAGAAAGGUCUUCCGGAAGCCGUCCGCACAAUUGUCAUGCUUAAUCAUCCAGGAAAUAAUCAAACUUGCCUCACGCUGCACUUGGUCAUGUGUUUGGAAGUUUUUUGAUGAGGCUUAAUAAAUGUCUGAAA